Molecule: messenger RNA, 1363 nt
Organism: Paramormyrops kingsleyae
Lineage: Eukaryota; Metazoa; Chordata; Actinopteri; Osteoglossiformes; Mormyridae
Source: RefSeq, a predicted model, not a curated record
AUGUCACAGUACUCGGGAAAAAUAGUCUUUUACGAGGGGCGAUGCUUCACGGGGAAGUGUCUGGAGGUAUACGGUGAGUGUGAUAACUUCCAGGACUGGGGCUUCAUGAACCGCGUGAACUCCAUCCGCGUGGAGAGCGGUGCCUGGAUCUGUUACGACCACCCAGACUUCCGAGGACAGCAGUACAUCCUGGAGAGAGGCGAGUACCCAGAAUUCCAGCGCUGGAAUGCCCACAAUGACCACAUGGGCUCCUGCAGGACUGUUCGGAUGCAUGGUGAGCGCUACAGAAUUGAGCUCCACGAAGGCAACAAUUUCUCCGGCCGCUGCACGGAGUUCUGUGAGGACUGCCCCUUCCUGCAAGGCCGCGGAUUCAGCAGUGACUGUGUCAAUUCCCUCCGCGUCUAUGGCGAUGGCGCAUGGGUACUGUAUGAGGAGCCAAACUACCGAGGCCGAAUGUACAUCGUGGAGAGGGGGAAUUACUGUGAUUUUGGCGAGUGGCAUGCCCAGAACCCCCACAUCCAGUCCAUCCGACGAGUUGUCAACUACUUUUAAGCAGCGUAGGCUCAAGUUGAUCGAUCAUUUCAGUGGACAUGAAUAAAACCCAACAUUAUAUUUUAUCACACUGAUAUAUAUUUUGUUUGUGUUUAUAAGAAGGGGACAACAUUUUUUCUUCCAAUUAAAUCUGGCGUUCGGUUUGUUUUUGAAGUUGGAUGGGAAGUUGAUCCAGCAAUACAGAAGGCGGGUAGAUCUGAAAUGGUUUCCCUCCGCAGUCCAAAACCAUGCAGUCAAGUUAAGCGAGGUUCAUGAUGAGUAAAGUGUGUGUGUGUGUGUGUGUGCCGUGCGAUGGACUGACAUCCCACCCAGGGUGCACGCUGCCAUUUUCACUGAGCUUCAUGGAAUAGAUUGCAACCCCCCCCCCAAUCAAUCCUGCACCCCAUCCUCAGGGACAAAACCGAAAAAUGAAGAACAUCAAAUACCUGGUGCAGGUGUGCUGGGAACUGGGAGGGAGCAGAAAUGGGUGCUGUCUGGGUGGGGGGGGGGGUCCCUUGAGGACCGGGCUGGGACACACUGCUUUACUGGAUAAGCAGCUGGAAGACGGACGGUGGUAUUGUUGAAAAUAAAAUGUUAUAAGGAGAUUAUGGGAUGCUGACCACAACAGAAGUUCCUACAGUUCAUAUGCGAAAUAACCUAGAAACAUAAACCCCUUACAAAUGAAUGCAACUGAAAAUCACAUGGAGUGGCUCACUGGACAGCACUGGUGGGUGGUACCCCCAGGACUGGGGGUUGGAACCCUGCCUCUGCUCAGUGUCUGUGGAGAUUGUUUGUCCAGGAUUCCUACUGUGCUGAUAAGACAUGGGAGCUG